Colletotrichum higginsianum IMI 349063 is the source of this 2196-nucleotide messenger RNA. RefSeq names its product Carboxylic ester hydrolase. Lineage: Eukaryota; Fungi; Ascomycota; Sordariomycetes; Glomerellales; Glomerellaceae. The record is from RefSeq and is a predicted model, not a curated record. The transcript has 4 exons. The coding region runs from base 1 to 2196 and encodes 731 amino acids.
AUGACCAAACACGUCCCAACUGCUCAAGCAAAAACAGACAACAUGAACAUACGUUCCUACAGCCCUGAUAAAUUAACUGCAACUGGCAUCGACGAAUCAUCGCUCCUUAUCCAUCAGGAUGGCUACCUUGAACCUUCUUGGCGCCCAUCGAGGAGCGUAAGUGGCACAGCAGGAGAGGUAGUUGACAAUGAUCACACUACGAUUGCACCUUCUGAUAUAUCAACUCCCCCAAGACGACAUUCAAGCAGUUCCGCCAUCGAGUCGACAAAAUACAUGGGUCUUCGAUCUGACGUCGAUCCGACAGACAAUGAUACUCCAGGAGAAAGAAUUGCGCUCACCUCUUUCGACAAUGAGUCGAACACCGCAUUCAUCACGGAGUCACGGCCCUUGAAGGAAACCAUCACUUCGCAAGAUGUAACGGACAAAGCCAACGAAACAAUAUGGGACGCAUGGUGGCUGGAGACGUUGAGCAGCCUGCUUGCGCUUGGUUGCAUCAUCGCCAUCGUCGUCAUUCUAUCUCUCCACCAAGGAAAACCUCUGCCGGACUGGCCUGCGCUGAUAUCAGUCAAUUCCUUAACUGCUAUCUUCACAGCCGUGUUCAAGGCUUCACUCAUCCUGCCAAUUGCUGAAGGUCUUGGCCAGUUGAAAUGGAAUUGGUUCCAUCGCCCGCAGAAACUUGCCGAUGUCGCCCUGUUUGACAAUGCUAGCCGUGGGCCAUGGGGGUCGCUGCUCCUAAUUAUCAAGCAGAUACCACGUCCGCAUAAGUCGUACCUGGCUGGAUUUGGCUCUCUUAUUACUAUUGCUGCAUUGGCUAUCGAUCCUGUGUCCCAAGCCAUGAUUGAGCAUAGAGAAUGCCAUUUGACCAGGGAGCCAGGCGUUGUUGAGGUCGCAGAAGUUCCAAGGACGAACAACUAUACAGCCAGCGAUGUAUACGUCUUCGAUCACUUCAAAACUCAGUUGGACCUUUCGCCCACGAUGGAGGUGGCUCUCCACAAGGGCCUUUGGGACCCCGAAGAAACUGAGACCAUGAUCCAAUUCCAAUGCCCCACCGGCGAUUGCACAUUCACAAAAGGAAACGACAGCUUCUUCUUUUCGUCUUUGGCCAUGUGUCACUCAUGUAAAGACAUCACGAACGAUGUUGUCUUGGAACAUGAUCCAGAUGGCCAUCGUGCUUGGCAUCUGAAUGUCUCCCAGGAGCAACGCUGGCCAUUCUCAGGACCCCAGGUCUGCUCCGCUCUUCGCAAUAAGCCAAAGCUUUCGGUCACAUCGACACCAGGCAACGUUUACCGUCACGGUCAGGAACCAUUCCUCAGUUUCGACGUCUUAAUGAUCACAUUGCCUGCGUGUAAGGAGAAUGCCUCCUCGUGCUACUACAAGGAUCACACCGUUUCUAUGCUAAAGCCAGUUGCUGUUCGAUGCAGCUUGGAUCCCCUCAUUAACGGCGAGGAAAGACAGUGCUUUGCAACGGCAGAUUGGGCGCCGCAGUCAGUUCGAGUUGACUCUACUUACGGUAGUCUAUACAAGGUGGGAGAUCCACCUGAGGACUCUAACCUCGUUUGGAAGUCCUACCCACGAGAAUGUGUUUGGGCAGUAGGUUCCUCUAGCAGCCUGUCAAUCGACGAUGCCCUCAAAGACCUUUUCAACAACAACAUCAGCACUACAGACCUGGAGCAUGUUUCGAACGUGACUGGUCCAACAUGGCUGAAGAAGGUAUAUGCAGAAGGUCCCGGCAAUCUAUCUACAGUAGAGAGCAUGAUUCAGGGCUUGACAAAAUCGAUGACGGCAGCUAUUCGCAACGACCCCGGCGGUCCCGUUCCACCAGACCGGCUGGCGCUGGACGAGUCUCAACGCAGCCUCAGAAAAGUUCGCGGCAGUGUUAGUAGUACGCAAACGUGUGUAUUUGUACACUGGGGCUGGAUCGCAUACCCCGCCGCACUUCUCGUCUUGCAGUGGACAUUCUCGAUUUUGAUGCUGGUCACUCAAUGGCCAGACAACGGCGGCAAGACGCGCACUCGCUCGACGUGGAAGUCAUCGCCACUGGCUCUUUUAUUCCACGGACUCGACGAGGGUUUGCGCAGGAGCCAUGGCAAUUUGAGAACACUUAAGGAUAUGGAUGCAGCGGCUAAGAAGCUCAAUGUGCAGCUGGCACCGGUUGAUGGCUCAAAAGACAAAGGCUGGCUGCUGUGUGAAAGUUAG